CGAAUUUAGCGCAUUGCACUCAAAAUUAAAAGUCAAUCAUCAAUCUAAUAUGCAUAAGCUGGGCGUCAUAACGGCCACAUGUCAGGCGCAAUGCUGUCGCUUCCUGAGUCUUUGUCGCCAUCUAAGCACAGCUGAUGCGAGCAGCGAAAUGGUUCCCAUACCAAAGGCAGACCAGCUGCAGCAGACGGAUGCGUACGAGGAGUCUGAGUCUAGAGUGCGGAAACGUAACUUGGUAACCAGUCAUGUGCUGAGUCAGUGCCGCUACCGUCGAAAGCCCCUCGAGGUCCCCACCGUGGUAAACACCGAGGAGAUCUACACCAACGAUACCCAGACGGUUACUUAUCCGCAUGAGCACAAUGUGUGUCUGGCACGGGUCUAUUACGCCAAUCGCUGCCAAAUAGAGAGCGCCAUCAAAUCCGCCCUGGCUGCCCAGGGUGCUUGGAGCCUCGUGCCGGCAUCGGAACGUCUGCAUAUUUGGCGUAAGGCGGCAGAUCUAAUCGAACUGGAGGCUCCAUAUCUCAUUGCGCACAUUGUGCUGGGGCUGGGUAGGACUCUUAUGGAUGCCAGCAACGAUGUACGACGUCUGAUAUCGACGUUGCGCUCCAAUGCCGACUAUAUGGAGCAUUUGUCGCUGCUACGUUUCGAGAUCCAUUGUGACAGCAAUGUGUUUCCCAAAUUUCAGUUGCGUCCCAUGGAUGGGAUUGUGGCAGCAAUGGCCUCCUUUGAGUCUGCGUCCAUGUCGGCCAAUUUGGCGCUGUGUCCAGCUCUAAUGGGCAAUACGGUGCUGUGGAAUCCUGCCCUGGAGGUGGCACCAGCCAGUUAUCUCAUCUAUCAGGCCUUUAAGCGUGCCGGUUUACCCAAAGGUGUCAUAAACUUUGUGCCCGCCAACGAGCGCCUGUUCCUCAACACCAUCACCGACGCCACACACUUUUCGGGUCUCAACUAUCAUGGCGAUGCUGAGAAGUAUCGUUAUAUUUUCAAGCUAGUGGGCGACAAGAUGCAUAAUUUCAUCUGCUUCCCACGUCUAGUUGCCGAAUGCUAUGGAAAGAACUUUCACUUUGUGCAUAGCAGUGCCAAUGUGAAGCAUGUUUGCUCCUCAAUUUUGGAGGCUGCCUUCACUUUUGCGGGACAAAAUGCGAAUUCUUUGUCGCGCAUCUAUGUGCCUUUAUCUAUGUGGCCAGAGCUAAGGAAACGUCUGCAAGAAUCCGUCAAGAGCUUGAAAAUGGGCGAUCCUGCCAUGCCUGAAACCCAAAUGGGACCGGUUAUCAACAGGGAGGCUUUUACGCGACUAAAGCAGCUUAUAGAACGCUCCAUAAAUGCUUAUAAGUUAGAUUUUGUGUGUGGCGGAGUUUGUGAUGAUACAACGGGCUAUUUUGUCCAACCCACCAUAGCGGUGGUUACCGAUCCUCUCAGUGAGCUGCUUAGUCAGCCAAUCUUGGGUCCGUUCCUGCCGGUUUUCGUGUACGCUGAUGACUCCCUUAACGAAGCUUUAAGGUUGGCUGCACACCAAUCAAAGUAUUCGUUGUCCGGUUCAAUUUUCGCUUCCAAGGACGAAGUAAUCUCACACUGUCUGACCAAUCUGCGCAUGUCCGCCAGCAAUUUGUAUGUCAACGAGCGUUGCACUGGAAAUUUACGUGGACUGACGCCUUUUGGAGGAAAUCGACUGUCCGGCACAAACGAUAAAUCGGGAUCGGCUUACUUCCUGAUGCGUUGGAGUUCGCCACUGCUUAUUGAGGAAACCAUCAACCCCAUCGAAAGAUAAAGAAUUGUAUAUACAUAGAUAUAUUAUGGAGUUUUCACUGAUUCCUCAUGUCUAAUAUGAGAUAUAUAAAAGUAA
Molecule: messenger RNA, 1837 nt
Organism: Scaptodrosophila lebanonensis
Lineage: Eukaryota; Metazoa; Arthropoda; Insecta; Diptera; Drosophilidae
Product: delta-1-pyrroline-5-carboxylate dehydrogenase, mitochondrial
Exons: 1
Coding region: 50-1762 (570 amino acids)
Cellular component (GO): mitochondrial matrix
Molecular function (GO): L-glutamate gamma-semialdehyde dehydrogenase (NAD+) activity
Source: RefSeq, a predicted model, not a curated record